GAUUUUUAGCGGAUUGCGUCAAGUUAGCAAAAAAUAAACAAACCUUCAUCAACAUGUUUUUUAAAUAACUUGUGAUUGAUAUUUUAAUCUUAUUUCUGGCUCAUAACAUUAAUCAAAUUAAUUGAAUUCAGUUUUAAUUUGUACCUUUGAACACACUCGCAAACCCAUAUUUAUAUAUCUAAUUAAUAUGUAAUGUUUUUUUGUUAAUCUUCACCUGACUGCUUAUGGUUCGUGUCUAUCUGUGCCUAGUUGGUGUUUAUAACUUGCCACUACCUACCGAAAUACAGUUUUUUCUCAUAGUUCCGAACUAAAAUUAGAAUCUUAUAUAAUGGAACCCGUGCCAUCAAAUCCUCUAGCAGAGGAACAGCAAAUCAAUGCAAACCGUAAAGGCCAAACAAUUAGUUUAAUGUCAAUCCAAGAUAACAAAGCUGGUAUGAAAGGGUUGGACAAAGAUAAAAUCAACCAAUUGCUAGAAAAAAUGUCUAAAGACACUCUUCAUUACAAACAUGAGCAAGAACGAGAUUUGAAAAUGGAUGAACAGAUUAAAAAAAUGAAAAAAGAUUGGAAUACCUAUACGAACGCAGCGAGAAAAAAUGCAAUGGAUAUGAUGGAAAAGGCUCGUGAAAAUCGUGGCUAUGAAAAACAAGCUCGUGACCUUAGUCAAAUUAUUGUUCACAUUGAUAUGGACAUGUUCUUCGCGGCUGUUGAAAUGAGAGAUAAUCCGAGUCUAUGUGAUAAACCAAUGGCCGUUGGCUCACUUCGUAUGAUAAGCACAUCAAAUUACGUUGCUCGUCGUUUUGGAGUACGUUCUGGAAUGGCUGGUUUUAUUUGUAUGAAACUUUGUCCUGAUCUAAUCAUAGUACCCUGCAAUAUGCGUAAAUAUUCUCAAGUCAGUGGAGUUAUAAUGAAUAUUCUAAGGCACUAUGAUCAAGAUCUUUUCGUAAUGAGCUGUGAUGAAGCUUAUCUCAACAUUACAAAUUAUGUUACUCAACUAUUUCUCAAAGCGAAUCCUGAUUGGGACAAUCCUGUUCUUGUUGCAGAUCAAGUGAGUGGUGAAAGGAAACUGAUUCCACAAUGUUGGGACCUAGCUUUUAAAGUUGUAGAUGACAUGCGAACACAAAUUCUCGAAGCUACUAAAUUAACUGCUUCUGCUGGAAUCGCAACUACAUCUAUGUUAGCUAAAAUUUGCUCUGAUUUAAACAAACCCAAUGGACAGUAUAUGUUACGAGGAUCGAGUUUUGAACACAUUCAGGACUUUGUAAAUAAAUUGGAUGUCCGUAAAGUAAAUGGCAUUGGUAAGGUUCAAGAAAAAUUCCUCAAAGCUUUUAAUAUCAAUACUGUUAAUAAUAUUUGGGAUCGGCGGGAUGUUAUACAAUUGCUUUUCAAGCCCGCUGCUAUCGACUUCUAUCUCAGAGUUUCACUCGGAUUGGGAUCUUCUUUUACCAAAGAUGAAGAAGAAAGAUUGCGCUCGAAAGGUCGUGGUAGCUCUUUUAAAGCUACUAAUGAUUUCAAUUGGUUGGAUAAUCGAUUGUCAGAACUCUGUUCGAAGCUAGCUGAGUCUCUCAACGAUCAUGGCUUGAAAGGUAAAAUGAUUGUUCUGAGAAUGGAAAAAGAUACAUUCGAUGCUUUUGUUAAAAGUCGACGAUUAUCGUUUUACACAUCUGACUUUACAAUCAUUCAUCAAACAGCUAAAUCAAUUCUGAAAGCACAAUUAUCUGCCAGUAGUGGCUCUAAAUGGAGAGCAAUGAGAGUUAUGGUAACUCAUCUCAAUGUAAACGAAAUUACUCCAAUUGAUGAUAAGAAACAAAUGAAAUUGGAUAAGUUCUUCAAAAAGUCUGUUCUGUCAAAUGAUACUUCGCUUAAUGAAUCACUGAAUGACUCUUUACAAAAAAUGGAACAUUGUGAUGAACUCCAAAAUGUUCCUGAUAAACAAAACAUUCUUGUCAAAUGCUGCUCCAAAACAUUCAGUGAUUAUAGCGCAUUUGAAAAACAUGAAACAUCUUGUCUAGAGGACCAACUAAGUCAAAGCUCGAUAGAAACCAUUGACGUCGAAUCUGAUGAAGAAUCCGAUGAAUAUUUAUGCACGAAUUGCGAUGAAAAAUUUCUGAAUUACAAUGGAUUGGAGCAACAUUUAGCAAUUUGCUUGGAAGCUGUCUUCUGUGACGCUGUUAUUCAAGAAGCCUCUACAGUAAAUUUGAAUGAACAUAAUUCUUCGAAAAAUCCCGUAAUUAUCCCAAAUACUGGUUGUCGGAAAUUAUCAGAUGACGAUAAAGAAUCUGCAACGAGCCAAAGAAACCGAAAGGUUAUGAAACUUUGUUAGUCUAAACAAAUUUAAAUCAACGUCCACAUUCAUAUUUUACUCAAAAAUCCAAAAAAUUUUAUUGCAAAGCAUUUUCGUAUCUCUCUUGAUAUUGCUCAUAUCAAUCAAAAAUGUACCAUUUAUUUCAUCCGAUUUCCGUUAUUUGUCAUAAGGUCUUUCUUCAUUGGUACUCAUUAACACUUUCUUUCAACUGUUU
Molecule: messenger RNA, 2516 nt
Organism: Tetranychus urticae (two-spotted spider mite)
Lineage: Eukaryota; Metazoa; Arthropoda; Arachnida; Trombidiformes; Tetranychidae
Product: DNA polymerase kappa-like
Biological process (GO): error-prone translesion synthesis
Cellular component (GO): nucleus
Molecular function (GO): DNA-directed DNA polymerase activity; damaged DNA binding
Source: RefSeq, a predicted model, not a curated record